UCGCCGAGUCCGUCCGUCCGUCCCGCGAGUUGGGCCAUCUGGAUACUUCCUUGGUUUGCUGCGCCGUCGCUCGAGGAUGAGAUACUACGGCCAGCAGCAGGCGCCCAUGACAGCGUACCCGCCGCCGGGAGGCUACGCGGCGACGGCGCCCCCGCUGCCGGCAGGGCAGCCGUACGUGCAGCCGCCGGCGAUGCAGGCGGGCUUCGUGCAGCCGGCGCCGCCGGCGGGGUACCCCGGCAGCUUCAGCGGCGCCAUGAUGAACCCGCCGCCGCCGCAGGUGGUGGCGCCGGCCCAGACGCGGAGCCGCGGCGACAAGACCUUCUGGGAAGGAUGCUGCGCGGCGCUUUGCUGCUGCUGCGUCCUGGACAUGUGCUGCUAGCCCGGCGAAAGCACCAACACAUCGGAGAUCAUGGAAUGCUCUCCAUCUGUAACAGAGUCCGUUUGUAAUACCUCGAGAAUAACUAGUAUGUGAUACCUGUCACGUUACUCACGUACGUACCAUCAGAAUUAUUAUGUGGGCAUGAGGUUUGUAUUCCUGAUGCAUGUAUGAAGGCUCAAGGCUAUCAAGAUUUUUUCCUCA
Molecule: messenger RNA, 580 nt
Organism: Panicum virgatum (switchgrass)
Lineage: Eukaryota; Viridiplantae; Streptophyta; Magnoliopsida; Poales; Poaceae
Product: cysteine-rich and transmembrane domain-containing protein WIH1-like
Exons: 3
Coding region: 77-379 (100 amino acids)
Cellular component (GO): plasma membrane
Source: RefSeq, a predicted model, not a curated record